Messenger RNA from Uloborus diversus, 1441 nucleotides. Its product is annotated as clotting factor G beta subunit-like. Gene Ontology annotation, molecular function: serine-type endopeptidase activity. The coding region runs from base 38 to 1264 and encodes 408 amino acids. Lineage: Eukaryota; Metazoa; Arthropoda; Arachnida; Araneae; Uloboridae. Gene Ontology annotation, biological process: proteolysis. The record is from RefSeq and is a predicted model, not a curated record. The transcript has 8 exons.
UCUUCUGGCCUUCAAGGUUCCAUUGCCUUCAAAAACGAUGCUUAGGUCAGUAAUCACGGUUUUGGGUCUUACCUUAUGGAUUUGUAUUGAGGCAUCAACAAGUAGUGACAGAGGAACAAUGUUGCAAGAAUAUUUACGAUGGAACUUUACACACAUGAAUCCGACGUGCACCAGUGCAGGGGGUGGUAGAAAUCCCUGUCAAGAUGUUCGGAUAUGUCGUUUUGCUGCCGCAGCACUCGCCAUGAAAGGUUGGCCCACACUCUGCGGAUGGGUGGGGAAAGGCGUGCCCAAGGUUUGUUGCGGAAUGCCCCUGGUUCUUGGGGAGAAGCUUAUGAAGCAAAUUGAUGAAGAAAAAGCACGUAAGAGAGAAUGCGGUACUACCAUGUAUUCUACAGGGACAUCGGAAACUGAAAAAAAGUUUUUCGAAAUAAAAGAUUCCCUGCUUCCAGUGGACACCAGUGAUUCGAAUAAAUAUGAUCCCCCCUUAGAUUUAAGUUCUGUGCCAAUGGUAUCGCCAGUUGGUGGACGUGCAUCAAGACAAGGAGAUUUUCCAUGGAUGGUUUCCAUCCGCAAAAGAGGCGAACACUGGUGCGGUGGUAGUCUGGUUGAUCGAGUCCACAUUUUAUCUGCUGCUCACUGCUUUGUGACUAAAAAAUCUGGUCCUAAUCCGGAAGAGUACACAGUUCAUGUUGGUAAUAUUCAUGUAGACGAGGGACAUCCGUUCAAUGUAGUAAAGAUUACCAUCCAUCCAGGAUAUCAGGACGGUAUUUACUACAAUGACCUUGCCAUGCUGACAUUAGACAAAGAGAUCCUCACCCCAAUGAUUGCCCACAUCUGUUUACCAAGUCCUGAUCUUGAUCUUACUGGGAAGAACACAACUCUUCUGGGAUGGGGCGAUACUUCAUUUGGUGGCAAGCAAACUCCAAUUCUUCAUAUUGUUGAUGAUCUACCUGUCGUACCAAAUGCACAAUGCAGGAAGAGUUAUGCGAGAGUGGGCAUACGAAACGUACCUCAAGGUAUUACGGAGGAUAUGUUGUGCGCUGGACUUUCGGAGGGAGGCAAAGAUGCAUGUCAGGCUGAUUCUGGAGGUCCAUUGAUGUACAAGCAGUAUCUCCCCAACCUUAAACCUUAUCAUCCAGCCCACCCAUGGGUGCUUGUGGGUGUUGUCUCUUUUGGAUAUUUAUGUGGUGAACCAGGGUAUCCAGGAGUAUACACUCGUGUGUCCAGUCAUUUAGACUGGAUUUUAGAAAAUAUGAAUAAAUAAAGACAAUUCAAGAGGUGAAAAUGUUAUAAAUUGCUCAAGAUGAAGGAUUUGGUUAUUAGUCAGGAAUUUAUUCAAAACAAAAGAAAUAUGUCUCUCUAAGUUCAAUUUAGGGAAACGUUGUAAAUCUCAUAUUUUGUCUAUUUGCUAAUAAAAGUAAUUUAUAGAACUAAAUUCUAU